ACCUUCUCCCAUGUUGCACUAACUAGGAGAGAAGAAAAUUUAUUAGUACCACCUCGCUUACCAAGCUAGUAUCCCCUCCCCUCCCAUGGCGCUCUCCACUCUCCUCCUCCCCUCCUCCUCCUCUUCCUCCUCCAAGACGGCCACUGCCACCGACACCUCCGACCGCCGCCGCCACCACCACCACCACAACCACACCAAGCGCAAGAAGAAGCCGCCGCCGCCGCCGCUCUCACCGACGCCGAGAACGCCGCCGCCUGCAGGGAGUGGAAGCCACCGCGCCAUGGCCGCGUCGUCCAAGAAGAGCACCAAGCAGGUCGUCGUCGCGGCCAAGACGACGACCGGCCACCGCCCCAAGAAGGCGGCGGCGGCGCCGACGACGCCGUCUCGUGGUGCGCCGUCGGCGUCGGCCGCGCCGGUGUCGUCGUCGUGGGAGCAGCUGAAGAGCCUGCUGAGCUGCCGGAGCGCGACGGCGGCGGCGCGCGUGCACGACCCCGCCGCGCCGUCGUCCGCGUUGUCGCGGCUCCGCAGCCACGGCGCCGGCGCGUGCGGCGCGUCGCUCUGCGCCAUCCGCGACGUGGUCGACGCCGCCAGCUCCGCCUCCGCGGCGUCCACCGCCGCCGCGUCCCUCGACCGCGACACCACCCCGCUCACCCGCUCCUCCCGCCGCGCCCACCGCGCCGCCACCUCCUCCUCCGGCGGCGGCGGCGGCCACCACGCCUCCCUCCGUGGCCUCUCCGGUUGCUACGAGUGCCGCGCCAUCAACGUCGAGCCCAUGUCAAGGAGGUAUCCGAGGCCACGGGAGCUGUGCGCAUGCUCGCAGUGUGGGGAGGUGUUCAACAAGGCCGACAGCUUGGAGCACCACCAAGCCAUUCGCCAUGCUGUGUCGGAGCUGGGGCCGGAGGACUCGGGGCGAAACAUCGUGGAGAUAAUCUUCAAGUCGAGCUGGCAGAAGCGCGACCGUCCGAUCUGCCAGAUCGACCGCAUCCUCAAGGUGCACAACGCGGCGCGCACCGUGGCGCGCUUCGAGGCCUACCGCGACGCCGUCCGCACCCGCUGCCGCGCCACCGCCGCCCGCGCCGCCGCCGACGGCAACGAGCUCCUCCGCUUCCACCCCGCCGCCCUCGCCUGCCCGCUCGGCCUCAACGGCGCCACCUCGCUCUGCGACGACGACGACGCCUGCGGCGUGUGCGCGGCGAUCCGGCACGGGUUCGCGCCGUGGGCGGGCGCGCACCCGCUCGGCGUGCGCACCACGGCGAGCAGCGGCCGCGCGCACGACUGCGGCGCGGCGGCGGCGGCGGCGCAGCAGGCGGGCGGGUGCCGGGCAAUGCUGGUGUGCCGCGUAAUCGCCGGCCGUGUCCGCCGGAACGACGACGAUGGCGGUGCGGAGGAGGAGGAGGGAGCGUUCGACUCGGUGGCCGGCGACGAGGCGGCGAGCAGCGUGUACGGCAACCUGGAGGAGCUGUUCGUGGCGAACCCAAGGGCCAUACUGCCGUGCUUCGUCGUCAUCUACCGUGUUGUCCCCGAGUGAAGCAGCAAACAACACUCAAAAUCAAUUAAUUGUAUCAACCUUUUGUAUUAGCAUAAUCGUCCAGCAAUUUCAACAUCAUAUAAAUGUAUAAAUUAAAUGCAUUUUGAGGGAGAGAUGAACUUAAUUUUUGUCUAGUUGCUGUUCCAGUGUAGUAUCUGUUUGUAUUGUAGUGUUGUAUAUAUGGACAAAUAAUUAAGCCACUUGAUUAGACAAAUCUUCGAUCUA
Molecule: messenger RNA, 1753 nt
Organism: Oryza sativa Japonica Group (Japanese rice)
Lineage: Eukaryota; Viridiplantae; Streptophyta; Magnoliopsida; Poales; Poaceae
Source: RefSeq, a predicted model, not a curated record